This is a messenger RNA of Scatophagus argus, 1025 nucleotides long. RefSeq names its product D-aminoacyl-tRNA deacylase 2 (gene dtd2). Lineage: Eukaryota; Metazoa; Chordata; Actinopteri; Scatophagidae. The record is from RefSeq and is a predicted model, not a curated record. Gene Ontology annotation, cellular component: cytoplasm. The transcript is spliced from 3 exons. The coding region runs from base 138 to 647 and encodes 169 amino acids. Gene Ontology annotation, molecular function: D-tyrosyl-tRNA(Tyr) deacylase activity. Gene Ontology annotation, biological process: tRNA metabolic process.
GCGCUUGUUCUUUCAUUGAACGUUUGUGUCAGUUCUGAAGUCGGUAUUCGGCUUCACAGUGUGAACCAUUUUCCCCAUAAGCUGGGCCGACUUUAACCCGGGGACACAGUGAGAGGAAGUUUACGAUCCGAGCCGUGAUGACGGAGAAGAGCUGCGGUCCGGUGGCUCGGACGGUGCUGCAGCAGUGUCUGCAAGCCAGACUUCAGGUGAAACCGGCAGACGAGCACUCAGAAGCUCAGUUUGUCCAGAUCGACAGAGGGAUGGUGAUUUACAUCUGCUUCUUUAAAGGAGCCACCGACGACAUCCUGCCCAAAAUGGUGUCCACACUGUUGAACCUGCGGCUCUGUGAGUCCGGCUCGGGGAAGGUGGUGUCGGUGACGGAGCUUCCCGGCAGCCUGCUGAUCGUCCCUCAGGCCACGCUGGGCGGGAAGCCCAAAGGCAGGGCCAUGCAGUACCACAACAACAUCAGCAAAGAGGACGGACUGCGGCUCUACAGCACCUUCGUCUCUCUGUGUGAGAAGGAACUGGCGGCUGCCGCCUCAGCGGGCGGCGGGGCUCAAGUGGCGGUGAAACACGGGACGUAUGGAAACAGACAAGUGCUGAAGCUCGACACCAACGGACCCUACACACAACUGAUGGAGUUCUGAACUGCAGGGGAAGGCGGGAAGGCUUUGCUAGUGUCAUCAUCAAUACUGUCUCUUAAUUAGUGUCUAAAUAUCUACCAAUGAGGCUACAAGGCCCGUGUACUGAUGUUUGAUUUAUGCGUACAUUUCUAGUGUGUCGUUUUUGAACUUGUCUCGUCUGAAAAUGGCCUUCACUAAAAUCACUUUCAACCUCACGCAGGCUCUUGUGUCUGCGCUGUUGUAGCAGCACACAAAUGUCCCCACGGGAAUCAGAUGGUUAACUGACGUAUAUGGAUGUAAUGUUUGAGUGUCCGUAUAGAUUUGGGUAUUAUUUUGUUCAUAAGGUUAACGUGUUGUCAUAGUCAUUGAAGCUUUUGCACAAUUAUAUGAAAUAAAGUUUAA